GCGGCCAGUGCUGUGGCUGGCUGACUGCUCACGUGGAAUAAUCUGGAAACUUGGGAGCCGUCACGCUGGGUCUGAGGGCCGGUGGAACAGACUGUGGCACCUUUAGAAGCUGAGUUGAUCUAAAGACACAGAUGGCUGAAAGUGGUAAAAAGGAAAAGAUAAAAUGGACAACCACCAUUAUUAUUAGUUCAUCUCUUAAGAGCCAUGAAAUUGCAACUGCUCUAGAAAGUCGGAGCCACAAGGUUCGGUAUUCAGAUUCAGUGGGAAAUGGAUCAAUUAUAUUUUCCCUUUCAGGAGUUGCAUUUUUAUUGAUGGAUGCUAAAGAAUGCAUUAUGUCAGCUGAAGAAAUGUAUCUAGCCAAAAUUGAGAAGUUUAUUAACAUUCACCAAAAUAGCUUUUUGGUUCUGUCUGCAGCCCUCCAUGGGCCUGAAGAAUGGAAACUGAUGUUCAGGAUUCAGCAGAGAUUCAUGGGCAGUAAUUUACGAAUACUUCCAGUCCACGACACAGGAAAUGCAGUUACUCUUAUGAGCACCAUAGCUAAGACGGCCUCCAAGCCAUGCAUCAAUAACAUCUGCUGUAGAAUGGCCACAACCAAAGCUUACAUUAUCGAACAAAGUCCUGUUUGGAAAACCCUUCAGAAGAUAAAACUGAAUGGGGAUCCAAUUCACCCAAAUUAAGAGUGUCAAUUAUAAAUGUACUUUAGAAAUAAUCAGAUCUGCUGAAGUAAAGUGUCAAAUACAUAUUUAUUUUACUUAAAAACAAAUAUACAAUUAAAAAUUAUUUCAUUUU
This is a messenger RNA of Ochotona curzoniae (black-lipped pika), 789 nucleotides long. It is a transcript of the gene CUNH1orf146, whose product is annotated as chromosome unknown C1orf146 homolog. Gene Ontology annotation, biological process: reciprocal meiotic recombination; synaptonemal complex assembly. The coding region runs from base 132 to 677 and encodes 181 amino acids. The record is from RefSeq and is a predicted model, not a curated record. Lineage: Eukaryota; Metazoa; Chordata; Mammalia; Lagomorpha; Ochotonidae. The transcript has 6 exons. Gene Ontology annotation, cellular component: chromosome.